AUGGCGGACGAUGGAAUGCUCUUGAAUUUUGCCAUCGGCGACAAUGUCAUCAAGCCCGAAGCCAAGUUCAAGGGAGGCACAUGGCGGGACCGCCUGACCGCAAAGAAGCGCUCGCAGCAUCGACCCAGAGACGACGCACCUGACGGGGCCGCACGAAACGCAGCGUCGAAAAACCCGAAUCACAUUCAAAUUCCCGCAUCGCGGCCCGCCAAGCGCCAAAAGACCACAACAUCUUCCGAAGGACCUCACGGCGGCGAUGCACAUACCCGGUCGCGAUCAGCACAGCAGCCUCAGCAGUCGCAGCAUUUUAUCUCGUCGCUGUUCACUAGCAACCCCGAGCCUCGGAAUACAGAGGAACCACCCCACACCGAAGGGGAUGCAGAGGAUGCCAAGCCGACGAACGCGCCGCUGAUCGACGGGCUCGACACCUUUACGAAUCUGGGUCUUUCGCCAAACCUGGCGGCGCAUCUUCUGACGAAGUUGGAGCUGAAGGCGCCGACGGCUAUUCAGAAAAGCUCGAUUACGCAGCUACUCCAAGAGGAGAGCGAUGCUUUUAUCCAGGCUGAGACAGGGUCCGGCAAGACCCUUGCCUAUCUCUUGCCGUUGGUGCAGCGCAUUAUGGCUCUCUCUAAAGCGACGCAAGGCCAUGAUCAAGACAAUCAGGGCGUCCAUCGGGACAGUGGCUUGUUUGCGAUUGUUUUGGCCCCGACCCGAGAAUUGUGCAAGCAAAUAUCUGUCGUUCUGGAAAACCUCCUCCGCUGUGCGCACUGGCUUGUUGCUGGGACGGUGAUUGGUGGCGAGAAAAAGAAGUCGGAGAAGGCUCGGCUACGAAAAGGGUUGAAUAUCCUUGUGGCGACUCCGGGUCGCUUGGCGGACCAUCUAGACAACACGCAAGUUCUUGAUGUUAGCAAUGUCCGGUGGUUGGUUUUGGACGAAGGAGACCGCUUGAUGGAUCUCGGAUUUGAGGAGGAACUGCAGGGCAUCGUCAAGAAACUCGAUGCCCGACAACGACCGAGUCGCAUUCCCGGUGUGCCGACCCGCAGGACGACGAUAUUGUGUUCUGCUACCUUGAAGAUGAAUGUCCAGAGGCUCGGCGAGAUCAGUUUGAAGGACGCCAUCCAUAUUAAGGCCGAUCCCGCAGACGAAGAUCAGACGACCAUGAAAACCGAGGAAGACGCCUUCCGAGUCCCAGCGCAACUAAAACAGUCAUACGCAAUUGUCGCAGCCAAGCUACGUCUCGUUUCCCUUACAGCAUACCUGAAACGAACCUUUAUACGCAAAGGCUCUGUUAUGAAGGCGAUUGUCUUCAUGUCAUGUGCCGACUCGGUUGAUUUUCAUUUCGAGGUAUUUACAAGCAAGCAACGCGGGGAGAAAGAAAAGGACAGCGACGAAGAAGAGGAGGAGAAAAAUGAGAGAGAAAAGCUGUCACCUCAUGGAACCAUCGCACCCGCCAAAGCCUUCUCCAAUCCAUCGAACCCCAUCACUCUGCACCGGCUGCACGGGUCUCUUCCGCAGCAUGUGCGAACCGCUACCCUCAACUCCUUUGCGCGCGAUAGUAACGCCUCGGUGCUAAUUUGUACCGACGUGGCUGCACGUGGAUUGGAUCUGCCCAAUGUCGACCUCGUCAUCGAAUACGAUCCGGCUUUCAGCUCGGACGACCACCUGCACCGAAUCGGGCGAACCGCCCGUGUGGGCCGAGACGGUCGCGCGUUGAUCUUCCUCCAGCCAGGAUGCGAAGAAGGCUAUGUCGAUAUCUUGAAACGCGGCUACCGCGAUGGCGGCAAAGCGCUGACCCGGACCGACGCGACCGAGAUCCUCAAACGCGGGUUUGGCAGCAAAAUCGGGACCGAUAGCAAGAACUGGGAGGAAAAGACGACCGACUGGCAAAUGGACGUGGAGCGUUGGACCCUCGACAAUCCCGAAUACCUUGAGAUGGCACGCCGAGCCUUCCAGUCUCACAUUCGAGCGUACGCUACGCACGUUGCCGCAGAGCGGAGCAUGUUUAACAUCAAGGAACUUCACCUGGGUCACCUUGCUAAGAGUUUUGCUCUGCGGGACCGGCCGGGUAAGAUUAACGUGCCUGGUCUGCGACCCGGACAGGAAGACACGAAGAAAGACUUCAAGGCGGAGCGCAAGGGUGCGGGCAACAAGAGGAAGGCCGGCGGUGCGCAGGGCGAUGUCAUUCCUUCUGCGACGAAUACGGACGACGCCGCGCGCAAGAUGAGAGCGAAGAUGAAGGAACACAUGUCCGGAGCAAGCGAGUUCAAUCUGGCUUGA
Penicillium alfredii is the source of this 2277-nucleotide messenger RNA. It is a transcript of the gene dbp7, whose product is annotated as putative ATP-dependent RNA helicase. The transcript has a single exon. Gene Ontology annotation, molecular function: ATP binding; nucleic acid binding. The record is from RefSeq and is a predicted model, not a curated record. Gene Ontology annotation, cellular component: nucleus. Gene Ontology annotation, biological process: ribosome biogenesis. Bases 1 to 2277 code for a protein of 758 amino acids. NCBI's taxonomy places the organism in Eukaryota, Fungi, Ascomycota, Eurotiomycetes, Eurotiales, Aspergillaceae.